AUGGAUGAUGGCGAAUCAUCGUCGACCAAUAAUUCGUCGCGUCCAUGGGAAUCCUACAACACCGUCUUCACCAACGCCAAAGCCGGAAUGGAGGGAGUUGAUAAGGAGAAAGUCCAGAGGAUUGUCUAUGAAAUGAGCAAAGGAUCUAAAUAUUUUCAAAAUGAGGAACGUAAGGAAGCUCUUAUGAAACAAAAGAUUGAGCAUAUGCGUGAUAGGUGCGCGAAGCUCUCUUCCUCUGAUUUAACUAAUUAUCAAAAGGUGGUUGAUAGAAGGAUCUUAGAGCUUGAAGCUACACGCGACCUAUCCAAAAUCUGGCUGCAUGUGGAUAUGGAUGCUUUUUAUGCUGCUGUUGAAACUUUGAGUAAUCCUUCCCUCAAGGGCAAGCCAAUGGCUGUUGGAGGCUUGUCCAUGAUCUCCACAGCUAAUUAUGAGGCAAGGAAAUUUGGGGUCCGUGCAGCAAUGCCUGGCUUCAUUGCUCGUAAACUAUGUCCGGAUUUGAUAUUUGUUCCUGUAGAUUUCACCAAGUAUACUCACUAUAGUGACUUAACAAGAAAGGUUUUUGGGAACUAUGAUCCCAACUUCAUCGCUGGGAGCUUGGAUGAAGCCUACCUUGACAUAACUGAGGUUUGCCGAGAAAGAGGUCUUUCAGGUGGAGAAAUUGCAGACGAGCUUAGAGCUUCUGUUCAUUCCGAGACUGGAUUGACAUGCAGUGCUGGAGUAGCGGCAAACCGCUUACUGGCCAAGGUUUGCUCAGAUAUAAACAAGCCUAAUGGACAGUUUGUCCUCCAAAAUGACCGAUCAACUGUCAUGACCUUCAUCUCUUCCCUUCCUAUAAGAAAGAUUGGGGGAAUCGGUAAGGUUACAGAGCAUAUUCUGAAGGAUGCUUUAGGAAUUAAAACAUGUGAGGAGAUGGUGCUGAAGGGAUCUCUUCUCUAUGCUCUCUUCACUCAGUCUUCAGCAGACUUUUUUCUCUCUGUUGGACUGGGGCUUGGGAAAACAGACACCCCUCAGGCUAGGUCUCGUAAAAGUAUUAGCAGUGAGAGGACAUUUGCUGCGACAGGAGAGGAAAGAUUGCUAUAUUCAAAGUUAGCUGAAAUUGCAGAAAUGCUAUCUCAUGACAUGAUAAAAGAGGGUCUAACGGCAAGAACACUGACACUAAAACUGAAAACUGCCACCUUUGAGAUUAGGAGCAGAGCUGUUAGCCUGCAGAGGUACACAUGUUCAAGCGAGGAUAUACUAAAGCAUGCUACAAAGCUGUUGAAGGCAGAACUUCCUGUUUCUAUAAGGCUGAUAGGGUUGCGCAUGUCUCAGUUCAAUGAAGAAAUCCGAAACUCCGAUCCUUCACAGGAAACUAUUACCAAGUUCAUUGUUCAAAAGGAUUCCUCAAUGCAAAACCUGGAUGAUCACGACUCAGUUGACUUAGAUGGCUUGAGUCACGACGAGAGCUUGAUAUCCUUUGGUUCCCAUGACACAAGCUAUGCUCAACUGAAGGAUGUUGUCGAAAAUGAAGAGCAAUCCGAAAUCGAGGCCGAGAAACUAAUCCCAAAUCAAGAAUGUGAGAAAAGAGAAGAAAGGCCGCAAGCAUUGAGAGGAGAUGCUCUGCUCAUAAAACACAAGGAGUGCAAACCAGACACAGCAGUUUCACUAUUACCGCAAAUGGAGCCGUUAUUUUGGGUUGAUGGCUACAAAUGCAACUUGUGUGGGAUCGAGUUACCUCCAUCUUUUGUUGAGGAACGACAAGAACACUCUGAUUUCCAUCUUGCUCAGAGACUUCAAAACGAAGAAUCUCGCUCUAGUUCUUCCACAACACCUUCUUCAAAACGAAGGAUUCUCGGAAAGGAAAAGAGAAAUUCCAAGGCGAAGAAGCAGAAAUCAGAUGAAAAGGACGUUAGCAAACACAUCCCAAUACACACAUUCUUCACAAAGAGCAACCAAAACUCGAACGAAACACAGCGGAAAUGA
Molecule: messenger RNA, 1962 nt
Organism: Microthlaspi erraticum
Lineage: Eukaryota; Viridiplantae; Streptophyta; Magnoliopsida; Brassicales; Brassicaceae
Source: the annotation of a GenBank genome assembly